This is a messenger RNA of Plectropomus leopardus (leopard coralgrouper), 2719 nucleotides long. Its product is annotated as calpain-5-like. Gene Ontology annotation, cellular component: cytoplasm. Gene Ontology annotation, molecular function: calcium-dependent cysteine-type endopeptidase activity. Gene Ontology annotation, biological process: proteolysis. Lineage: Eukaryota; Metazoa; Chordata; Actinopteri; Perciformes; Serranidae. The record is from RefSeq and is a predicted model, not a curated record.
CAGACCAGUUCUCAGGCUGUGUUUGUGUUCACAGAAGCCCUCGUAGCCGGGAGUUUAAACCCAAGAAGCCAGAUUUGGUUCUGAGAAAGGUGCGACAAACAGUUGUUUCAUGAAUGUGGGAUUGAUUUAACACAUCUUAAAGGAGAGUAAGAAGACGUUGAAUGUGUCUGAACUCAUCACUGCAAGGAUAAGACGGCUCACUACACCUGUGAGGUCUUAGCAUCUGGACCAUGUUUUCCUCCGCUGUCCCGUUCAAGAACCAGCACUACUCUGAGCUGAAGAAGAACUGCAUCAAUGACAAGACACUGUUCGAGGAUCCAGAGUUCCCAGCUGCCAGUUCAUCGCUGUAUUUUAGGAAAGCACCUCCUGGUUAUGUGGAGUGGAAACGACCAGGGGAGAUCAGCCCUGAGCCUCAUCUGUUUGUAGAGGGCAUCAGCGCCCAUGACCUGAACCAGGGAGUUGUGGGAAACUGCUGGUUUGUUGCUGCCUGCUCCUGCCUGGCUCUGAAGUCACACCUCUGGAAGAAGGUAAUUCCUGACCAUAAAGAGCAGGAGUGGGAUCCCAAACACCCGGAGAACUAUGCAGGAAUCUUUCACUUUCAGUUCUGGGUGUUUGGAGAGUGGGUGGAUGUGGUGGUGGAUGACCGGCUGCCUACAAUCAACAAUGAACUCAUCUACUGUCACUCGAAGGACAACAACGAAUUCUGGAGUGCUCUGCUGGAAAAGGCCUAUGCCAAGCUCGCUGGCUGCUAUGAGUCCCUGGAGGGGGGAAACACUGGAGACGCUGUGGUGGAUUUUAGUGGCGCUGUGGCAGAAGCCAUCGACCUGGAGAAAGAGGCUUAUUAUAAGGACCAGGAGAAACAAGACAAGCUGUUUGAGGAUCUACUGAAGGUCUGGGACCGUGGAGGAAUCAUAAGCUGCUCCAUUAAGGCACAACCUCAUGAGAUUGAACUCAAGAUGGCGAAUGGGCUGGUGAAAGGCCACGCGUACUCAGUCACCGCAAUGAAGAGGGUACGUUUGGGUCAUGGAUUGCUGGCCUACUUCAAGAACGAAACGAUUCCUAUGAUCCGCAUGAGGAACCCCUGGGGCCGGACUGAGUGGAAAGGCGCCUGGAGUGACACCUCCGCGGAAUGGCAAAAGGUUGGUGAUAUGGAGAGGGGCAACCUUGGCAUCGUGGUAGAGGACGAUGGAGAGUUCUGGAUGUCAUUCACAGACUGGUGCAAGCUCUUCACAGAUGCAGAUGCAUGCCGUCUCAUCAAUACAGCAAUGAUCAGUAUCCAUAAGACAUGGCAUGAGGUUGUGCACUUUGGGAGCUGGACCAAAAAUGCAGAGCCACUUUUAAACCGCUGCGGCGGCUGUGCUAACCACAAGCCAACAUUCCUGCAGAACCCACAGUACCUGUUUGAUGUCACAAAAGAGGCUGAUGAGGUCCUCAUUUCCUUGCAACAGAAAGACUUGAAAAGUCAAAGAAAAUAUGGCCAAGGAGAAAAUCUAAGCAUUGGAUUUGCUGUCUUCAAGGUGGAGCUGAACAGGAAGUAUAGGAUGCACGACAUCCUGACCCAACAGUGCGUGGAGACGUCUACCUACAUCAACGCUCGGGCUGUGUUCAUGAGAAGCACUCUCCCACAGGGCCGCUAUGUAAUCAUCCCCACCACCUUCAAACCUUACACGCUGGGGGAUUACAUGCUCCGAGUUUACACUGAUGUGGACUCAGGCUGCAGGGAGUUGUGUGAGGAUAAGCCCAGGGUCAGGUGCUGGAGUUCAUUCCUUGGCUACCCGCAGGCUGUGAGUCACGUCUAUGUCCACGCAGCCGAGGGGCUGCAGAACCAAGACAGUACAGGAGGUGCAGAUCCCUAUGUGAUCAUAUCCUGUGAAGGCUGGUCAGUACGAUCCACCAUCAAGAAGGACACCCUGCAACCUGAGUUUACAACCAGUGGCAUUUUCUACAGGAAGAAGCCCAGGAAGCCCAUAACUGUGGAGGUGUGGAACAGCAAUGCAGUGAAGGAUGAGUUUAUGGGCCAAGUGGUUCUGUCCGGUUCAGUGAAGGACACUUUUAACCCUCAGAGGCUUCAGCUGAGGAAGCGAGGACGGCAGAUGGCGGACGAGAUGCCCGGUACCAUCACCCUUAGGGUCGUCACCUCCACUCAGCUGACAGCCAUGUGAUCUAUCAGUGGCCUAAGAGAGGGCUGAAUCUUUUUUCAAUGCCAAACAAUCAGGUGAACAUCUUACUUGGCAUGUUGCAUCAACAAAGCACCAAAUACAGCUAUGGUUUGAGCUGUUUUGUGUCGCUAGAUGUCCAUGCUUGUAUGAUUUAACCCUUUUAUUUGUAAGUCGGUGAAUUGUUUGCAAAGCUGAGAGGUGAGCAGGGCGGACUGAAUGUCAGUUCCUUUCAUGUUUAUGCAAUUGUUCUAUCUUUACUUCUUUUAAAUCAUCUUUGUGUAACAUAAAAUAUUUUUAUAUUGACGUUUUGCAAGUUGCAUACGAUAUCAUUCCUGAUUUUAUGUUACACUAUAUAUACUGUGAGUCUUAACAUACAUCAGCUAUAAUUUUGUCUUUUACAGAAACAUUUAUGCAAAACAACUUACAAAAUGUACAACAGAUAAACAAUACAUCUAUUUCUUUCAUGCAACCUCCUUUCUUCUAUCAGUUCAUAUCAUCAUGUUUUAUUUUUACGAUUGUUAAGAAAAUGCAAAGCUCUGAAUGUCAUUAAAAACAUGUCA